Messenger RNA from Xyrauchen texanus (razorback sucker), 551 nucleotides. RefSeq names its product small EDRK-rich factor 2b (gene serf2b). The coding region runs from base 116 to 298 and encodes 60 amino acids. The record is from RefSeq and is a predicted model, not a curated record. Lineage: Eukaryota; Metazoa; Chordata; Actinopteri; Cypriniformes; Catostomidae. The transcript has 3 exons.
CUGGAAUCACGUUUCCAUCUUCAUUCUUCACACAUCAUCGGACCCGCCGCCAUCAUAAGUGCACUGGGUAACGCCAGAUUGAGCAUUGCGCUCGGGCGAAGACACAAAAGCAAUCAUGACGAGGGGAAAUCAGCGUGAACUUGCCCGUCAAAAGAAUGCCAAGAAGCAAAAUGAUCAGGGCAGAGGAAAGAGAAACGAAGAUGGCCUCUCUGCAGCUGCUCGUAAGCAGAGAGAUGCUGAAAUCAUGCAACAAAAGCAAAAAAAGGCAAGCGAGAAGCCAGACAGUAAAGGCAAAUAACCAGAGGAGGACAUUGUGACCAACAUGACACUGAAUUCUUGGCCUGAAAGUCUUUUUAUCAUGAGAGAAUAUGUCAUUGUGUAAAUGUGAAGACUUUGAAUCUUUAAUGUUUUACCCCAAAGUCCAUAAUGUACUUGUAAGGGCAAACCACCAAUACAGUAUAAUGAUUUGUGGUUAGUUUGUGUUCAGCUGUGGAGGAGUGAGUUCUUUUAAAUAAUCAGAGCAAGCCAAAAUAAAUGGGUAUAUCAAAACA